AAUAGUUUUGUAAGCUAAUAAGUACAGUAGUAGUAACUAAAGUUUUAAAUUCAAUUUCCUAGUCCCAUAGGCAUCAAAUUGAGAUGAUUCUUGAGGCAUUAGAAAGCUAAGAAGCAGAGCUACAAUUGAUCUUUCAGAAGCUCAACCCAGUUCAAUCAGUAUCAAUACAGAAUUUCAGUUGAAUGCAUGGGUUUGACAGAAGAAGGCUGUGCAGAUUGCAAGAAAAAAUAAAUGGGCUGUGUUUUCAGGGUGUGGGCUGGUAGCAGACCAGGCCCAAAAAGGUUAAAAAAGCCCUUGUCAAGAGGAAAAAGGAAACAAGUGGAAAUAUUUUAGAUAUAUUGUGCUCUGCGAACAAAAAAUUCAUGAGAGAAGACGAAGCCCCCCAAAAUCUGUUCGCAGACGAGGACCAAAGGGACGCCGCCAGCCAGAUCUGCAGAAGGACGCGCACAGCUUCUGUUUUCCUUCUGUCCUCUUGUGUUGCUUCUCAAAAAUUCUGCAGAGGAGGACGAUCCAAACCGAGGCGCAGACGCAGUAGCUUCUGUUUUGUUUCUCUUCCCCGACAGCCUUGCUUAGGAAAUCACCACAGCAGCACACCAUUGAGGACGCAGUGCAGUUCGGCUUGCUCUUCAUUGGGACUGGUUCUAUCUAUUUUUAAAUUCGAUUUUUAUCAUGAUUUUCUGCUGGGUUUUCCGAAUUAUGGCUGUCCAGAACUCAUCCUAGAUUCUUUGAACUAGGAUGGAUUUUAAUUUUUGGAUUAUGUGAUUUUUUUUUGUUUAACUCAAGAUUAUUGAUUAUUUACAUGAUGAGUUUAUGUUAUUUAGCUUAAUGUAUUGGGAAUUAAUUUAGUGAUUUAUG
This is a messenger RNA of Rubroshorea leprosula, 855 nucleotides long. The record is from the annotation of a GenBank genome assembly. NCBI's taxonomy places the organism in Eukaryota, Viridiplantae, Streptophyta, Magnoliopsida, Malvales, Dipterocarpaceae.